Molecule: messenger RNA, 3226 nt
Organism: Anopheles merus
Lineage: Eukaryota; Metazoa; Arthropoda; Insecta; Diptera; Culicidae
Gene: st
Product: protein scarlet
Exons: 4
Coding region: 366-2429 (687 amino acids)
Cellular component (GO): plasma membrane
Molecular function (GO): ABC-type transporter activity; ATP hydrolysis activity; ATP binding
Source: RefSeq, a predicted model, not a curated record
CUUACCUGUCGGGCGGCUCAGUUCGAGUUGGAUCGUGCAGCAGUAAGUACACGCGUCGUGGCAGUGCGUCGUCGUCACGAUCGCGACGAAGGGACGUUUCCGUGUGUGUGUGUGUGUCGGUGUUUUUAAAGAGAGAGAAAAAAAGGAAGAAGGGAGAGUGGGUGUUUGGGAGCUGGCACAGUGAACGAAAUUGAUGGACUCCCCGCAUGUACCCCAGGGCACCCAGUGAGUGAUGUUAGGGAGCGUUUUUUAGGCAGGCGUCCCGGAACAGUGCCCCAUACCAGUCAACCCAACCAAAACGCAACCGAACCAGCCGGGAUAGCAAAGGUUAACGCCGACGUGUCCGCCUCCUGCCGGCCAGUUCCAUGACCAAGCAAUCGGCAAUCAAACUGCUCAACAUGGUGGCGAACGGACGCAAGCGACACUCGUCGAUCAACGAGCAGCAGCUGGUGCCGCUCGAGCCGCCACCGGGCAGCUGCCUGUCGUCGCCGACGCCGCCGCCGCCCGCCGGCUCCGGCACCGGCCGCUGCUAUCAGUCGUCCCUGCGCAGCUACAGCAAGUGGUCGCCGACCGAGCAGGGCGCGACGCUCGUCUGGCGCGAUCUGUGCGUGUACGCGACGGCCGGACCGGCCAAGAGCGGCGGCUGCGGGGGCGGGAGCGGUCCGCCCGGCUGCCACCGGCCCACGAUCAAGCGCAUCAUCAACAACGUGAGCGGUGCGGUCACGCCCGGGACACUGAUCGCGCUGAUGGGCUCGAGCGGUGCCGGCAAGAGUACGCUCAUGUCGGCCCUCGCCUACCGUACACCCCCGGGAACCGUCGUCCAGGGGGACAUCCUGGUGAACGGGCAGCCGGUCGGGCCGUACAUGUACCGGCUGAGCGGGUUCGUGCACCAGGACGACCUGUUCGUCGGCUCGCUGACCGUGCACGAGCACAUGUACUUCAUGGCGAAGCUACGGCUGGAUCGGCGCGUCGGCCACCGGGCGAUCGACCAGACGAUACGGGACCUGCUCGAGCGGGUCGGGCUGGCCCGGUGCGCCGGCACCCGCAUCGGCGAGGCCGGCGACGGCAAGAUGCUGUCCGGGGGCGAGAAGAAGCGGCUCGCGUUCGCGACCGAGCUGCUGACCAAGCCGACGCUGCUGUUCUGCGACGAGCCGACGACCGGCCUGGACUCGUACGGUGCGCAGGCGCUGGUGUCGACGCUGCAGCAGCUGGCCCGCCGCGGCACCGCGAUCAUCUGCACGAUCCACCAGCCGUCCUCGCAGCUGUUCUCGAUGUUCGACCAGGUGAUGCUGCUGGCGGAGGGCCGGGUCGCGUACGCCGGCCGGCCGCACGAGGCGCUCGCCUUCUUCGCCCGGCACGGGCACGCCUGCCCGCCCAGCUACAACCCGGCCGAGUAUCUGAUCGGGGCGCUCGCGACCGCCCCCGGCUACGAGCAGGCGUCCCAGCGGGCCGCCCACCGCCUGUGCGACCUGUUCGCGGUGAGCGAGGCGGCCGGCCAGCGCGACGUCCUCAUCAACCUGGAGGUGCACAUGGCCGAGAGCGGCGACUAUCGCGUGACCGACGAGGUGCAGCAUCUGGCCGGCCGGCCCCACUGGCUGCACACGACCGCCUGGCUGACGUACCGGGCGCUGCUGACGGUGGUGCGCGACCCGACCGUGCAGUACCUGCGCCUGCUGCAGAAGAUUGCGAUCGCACUGAUGGCCGGGCUCUGCUUUGCCGGUGCGAUCGAGCCGACCCAGCUCGGGGUGCAGGCGACGCAGGGCCUCCUGUUCAUCCUCAUCUCGGAGAACACGUUCACGCCGAUGUACGCGGUGCUGGCCGUCUUUCCCGAAACCUUCCCGCUCUUUAUGCGCGAAACGAAGAACGGCCUGUACCACCCGUCCCAGUAUUACGUCGCGAACGUGGCCGCGAUGCUACCCGGGCUCGUGCUGGAGCCGCUCGUGUUCGUGCUGAUCGCGUACUGGCUCGCGGCACUGCGCCCCACGAUCUACGCGUUCCUGGUGACGGCGGCCGCCGCCACGCUCGUGAUGAACGUGUCCACCGCGUGCGGUUGCUUCUUCUCGGCCGCGUUCAACUCGCUGCCGCUCGCGAUGGCCUACCUGGUGCCGUUCGACUACAUCCUCAUGAUCACGUCCGGCGUGUUUAUCCACCUGAACACGAUGCCGGCCGCGACCCGCUGGCUGCCGUACAUCUCCUGGAUGAUGUACGCGAACGAGGCGAUGUCGAUCGCCCAGUGGGAAGGUGUCAGCAAUAUAACUUGCCCCGCCGUUGACGACAAGCUGCCCUGCCUGCGGACCGGCGGCGAGGUGCUGGAGCACUACAGCUUCAGCGAAACGCACCUGGCACCGAACCUGUGGGCGAUGGUGUUGCUCUACUUCGGCUUCCACCUGCUCGGCUACCUGUUUCUGUGGCGCAAAACCAAGCGCUAGGCGCGUCCGGGCAAUCUCACCAUGUACUCGGCUUUUUUUUGGAAAUACACCAGAGCGAAACCGUGUUCACUGUGUAGCGUUUGGGGUUUUUUUUUCUUCAUUUUAUUUGUUUGUUUCUUACAGAAUUUGAAUUUGCAAAUUUGGCCAACGGAAUUUUAACGGCAAAAAAGCAAAACAUCGCACGUGGUGAAUUUAGCAAUUCGAUGUUUAGCGAUGACAAUGCAAUGAAACGAUGUUUUUCCGAGUGUGACGAGCAGUUUAUUGUUUUCUCGAAAGAACAUUAUUACAGAAUUUGAUGAAUAUUUUUGAGCGUUAGAAAUACAUUUUAUUAAUUUUCUCUCAUAGUAUUGUCAAGGAUAGUCAAAAAAGUAAGUUAUUGAGUUAGAAUGUGAGGAUGAUUAGUAUUAUUUGUAGUAGCAAAAAACAAGUAAAAAGUACGAUUAAUUAUCGAGAAUUGUAACUGUUUUGGAUUAUGCUUUUUUCUUCGUUUUUUUUUCCACUAAACAUAUGGCUGAGUUUGUGAUUGUCACCACGAGUAUUUAAAAAAUAAGAAACGAUAUCCAUUUGUUUAACCUGUUUAGGCUUAUUAGUACCCAAGUAGCCUUAAGAAACUCUAUUUGAUUAUUAACAGUUUUUUAAAGCCUUUAAAAAUCAAAUAGAGUUUCUUAAGAGAAUAUGACAUUUGCCAGCGUUACAUCAUAACGACGUAUUCCGUUACACUCGUUUUUGUUCGAUUCGGGUUACUAUAACACACAGUGUUUUUCAAAUUUUAUGUACACCAUUUCCAAUUUAUUCAA